UGGCGGCGGUGCUCACGUUAGGUCUUCGCAGUUAGGUUGCGGCCUUGCCCCUUCUGCCCCCUCCGGGCUGCUCCUCUCACUCUGUCAGCGUCGGGGUGGCUCUCCUCCUACAGGCUUCCCGGACCCAGAUGCUCCGGUGCCCGGAACCUUAGUACAAAAUGGCGCUCUCCCGGGCUGCCGAGGACGGGCUGGAACAGGACGAGCUCUGAGGCGGGUCGGGACAAAGACGGCGUGGAGGGAGGCGGAGGAGGGACGCGGCUCUGUGGCGUGGCUGCCGCCGCUGGGGGCCAGCGCUGAGGCUUCCCCCUCGUGCUGCGGAGGGUUUGGUAUGAACAGGAUUCGGAUCCACGUCUUGCCGACCAAUCGAGGGAGGAUCACCCCAGUUCCCAGGUCUCAGGAGUCCCUCUCUUGUUCCUUCACUCCCCGCCCGUGCUCGCAACCUCGCCUGGAGGGACAGGAGUUCUGCAUUAAGCAUAUCCUUGAAGACAAGAAUGCACCUUUCAAGCAAUGUAGUUACAUAUCGACGAAGAAUGGAAAAAGAUGCCCCAGUGCUGCCCCAAAGCCUGAGAAGAAAGAUGGGGUGUCCUUCUGUGCUGAACAUGCCCGUAGGAAUGCACUGGCACUGCAUGCUCAAAUGAAGAAGACCACUCCAGGGCCGAUGGGAGAAACACUCUUGUGCCAGCUGAGCUCGUAUGCUAAGUCAGAGCUGGGGUCUCAGACUCCAGAAAGUAGUCGCAGUGAAGCCAGCCGAAUUCUGGAUGAAGACAGCUGGAGUGAUGGGGAGCAGGAACCCAUUACUGUGGAUCAGACAUGGAGAGGUGACCCUGACAGUGAAGCUGAUAGCAUAGACAGUGAUCAAGAAGAUCCCUUGAAACAUGCUGGUGUCUACACAGCCGAAGAAGUGGCCCUGAUUAUGCGUGAGAAACUAAUUCGUUUACAGUCUUUGUACAUUGAUCAGUUUAAACGACUUCAGCAUCUGCUCAAAGAGAAGAAGCGACGUUACUUACAUAAUCGGAAAGUGGAACAUGAAGCUCUAGGUAGUAGUCUCCUGACUGGCCCAGAGGGACUGAUGGCCAAAGAACGAGAUAACUUAAAGCGUCUAAAAUGUCUUCGGAGGUAUCGUCAGCGCUAUGGAGUAGAAGCCCUACUACAUAGGCAGCUGAAGGAACGUAGAAUGCUCGCCACAGAUGGUGCUGCCCAACAGGCCCAUACCACUCGUUCCAGUCAGAGGUGCUUGGCCUUUGUGGAUGAUGUUCGUUGUUCUAAUCAGUCUCUUCCAAUGACCAGACACUGCAUUACUCAUAUUUGUCAGGACACGAAUCAGGUUCUCUUCAAAUGCUGCCAGGGGUCUGAAGAGGUACCCUGCAACAAACCAGUUCCUGUAAGCCUCUCUGAAGAUCCCUGCUGCCCACUGCAUUUCCAGUUGCCUCCUCAGAUGUAUAAGCCCGAGCAGGUACUGUCUGUGCCAGACGAUCUGGAAGCCGGCCCCAUGGAUCUGUACUUGAGUGCUGCUGAGCUUCAGCCCACUGAGAGUUUACCUCUGGAGUUCAGUGAUGACUUGGAUGUUGUGGGUGAUGGUAUGCAGUGUCCUCCUUCACCCUUGCUUUUUGAUCCUUCACUAACCCUUGAAGAUCAUUCAGUCAAAGACAAUGCUGAAGGCCCAGUGGAUACUUUGGGCCAGAUGCAGAUGGCUGGAGAUGGGUGCAGAUUGCAGGGAUCUCGAAACUCUGAAAAAGCCUCUGCACCAUUGCCUCAGAGUGGAGUGACUACUGCAAAUGGGAAGCCAGAACACAGUUCUAUGAGUUGAUAGUUUGUUUUGGGAACCAUUUGACUUUGGAGGAUUUGAAUUUCUUGUUAUUUAAACAAGUAUUUCUGACCUCUCUAAAGGACAACCUAGACUACUAUGUUUUCCUUCUGGGUUACUGAGUGCUAUAGUCAAACAUACACCAAACUUUGGGGGAAGGGACCAGUAGUAGUGUCUAAAAGUUGUGUCUUCCCACUCUGGGCAAGUAAGAAAGAUAGGUGAUACUUGUCAGAGCUGCUGAGAUCGAGCAAGUAUUUGGGACUCUGUGCUCUGAGGAGAGACAUCUUGGUAAGGGGGUUUCCAAAGUCUUUAAGUGGAUAUUGAUGGACCCAAUGUUUGGCCAUUGCUAUCUAGCAGCUUGUGUUUUAGCCUUUUCUCACCUCUCACCUAACUGGGGAAUCUGAACUCCCUUCUACUGUAACUUCAGAAAAUAAGCCCACAGGACUGGGUCCUCAACUGUCCAUCUUCAAACUAUGUAAAUUUCUGCAGUGACUAUCCUAAUGUAAGAUGCCAUAAAAAGUUAUUGUAUAUAGUUUCUAUUAAAUGUUAAAAUGUUAUGAAAAUAUAAA
This is a messenger RNA of Pipistrellus kuhlii (Kuhl's pipistrelle), 2373 nucleotides long. RefSeq names its product KAT8 regulatory NSL complex subunit 2 (gene KANSL2). The transcript has 10 exons. Lineage: Eukaryota; Metazoa; Chordata; Mammalia; Chiroptera; Vespertilionidae. Gene Ontology annotation, cellular component: NSL complex. The coding region runs from base 329 to 1807 and encodes 492 amino acids. The record is from RefSeq and is a predicted model, not a curated record.